Messenger RNA from Ceratitis capitata (Mediterranean fruit fly), 1835 nucleotides. RefSeq names its product FAD-dependent oxidoreductase domain-containing protein 1 (gene l(2)37Bb). Gene Ontology annotation, molecular function: oxidoreductase activity. Gene Ontology annotation, cellular component: cytoplasm. The record is from RefSeq and is a predicted model, not a curated record. The coding region runs from base 192 to 1685 and encodes 497 amino acids. Lineage: Eukaryota; Metazoa; Arthropoda; Insecta; Diptera; Tephritidae. The transcript is spliced from 3 exons.
CUUGUAGGGCUCGAUAUUAGUCGGUUGAUGAUCGCUUUCAUCAUGCUUAGCUGUAAAAACAGAUGAUCUCAGCUGUUUUUAAUUAUGACGGUCGUCGACCUGAAUUCUCUGUUUUGAUUAAAUCUUUAACCUUAAUAAGUUCAUAAUUUUUGUUACACUGCGCACCAUAUUUACUGAAAGAAAUUUGCAUCAUGAUUAAAAGUACAGCUAUAUCAUACACAUUAAAAAUGAAUAAGCUAUAUCGGCCUGGCUUCAUUAGAUGUUUUAGCGACGAUAAUACGAAUCAUCCACAUCCAAUUAAACGUACAUUAAAACUUCUUAGGAAUGAUAUGAAAAAAGUAAAACAAUUUUUCACACCCACUAGUGAAAACAAUAUUGAUAUUAAGAGAGAAAAGGAUCAUGACUCGACCUCGUUAGACAGUAGCGAAUUCCAAACACAUUGUGAUGUUCUUAUAAUUGGCGGAGGCAGCAUAGGAUCUUCUGCAGCUUAUUGGCUAAAGAAAAAAGCGAGACAAGGUCUUAAUAUUGUUGUUAUUGAACGCAAUUCACCACAGAUAUCAAAUGGGAGAGCAUUUUCAACAAUGCCCGUAGGAGGAUUGCGUCAACAAUUUUUUUUGCCUGAAAAUAUCGAAAUGUCACUUUAUGGUGCUGAAUUUAUGAGGAAUUCAAAAGAUGAACUGGGAGUUGAUAUAAACUUUGACCCGCAGGGUUUUCUUACUUUGGCUUCAGAAGAGAAUGCCGAGUUACUUAAUAAGAUGUCAAAGCUACAAAAUGAAUUCGGUGCGCGCACUGAAAUUCUAACGGCUGAGCGGUUAAAAUUAAAAUAUCCAUGGUUAAACGUUGAAGAUGUUGCGAUCGGGUGUCAAGGUCUUGAAAAACAUGGAUGGUUUGAUGCAGAUAUGUUAGUAUUAGGUUUAAGAAAUAAAGCCAAAGAAUAUGGUGUACAUUUUAUAAAAUCUGAGUUGGUUGGCUUUGAGUUUCAAAAUCAACCAGAUGUAAUCAUGGAAGGUGCAACUACAGAAACUCCGUACAGUGCAUUGGACAAAGCCGUUGUUGAAAUGAGUGAUGGAGAAACUCGAACGAUUAAAUUUGCGAUAUGCGUACUUGCUACUGGUUCUAAUUCCGAACAAAUUGCCAGAAUGGCAAACAUUGGUACCGGUCCUGGAAUUUUGCAAGUACCAUUACCGAUUGCACGUCGCGAAAAUUUUAGUUACACCUUCAAAAGUGACGACAUUAACAUGCCAGGACUUGGAACGCCUUGCGUGGCUGAUUGGAAUGGCAUGUAUUUCCGAAGGGAUGGCCUAACUGGUAACUACAUUGCAGGAUUCGGUACCAAUAUGAAAAGUAAUAAGGAAUUAAAAGAGAGAAUUUUUGAAAAUACUAUUCUUCCGAAUCUGACACGUAGGUUGAAUGUACUACAAAAUGCUACCGUUACCGAGUCUUUGGAAGCUUCUUAUGAAUACAAUGUUUAUGAUGAAAAUGGUAUUAUUGGAACACAUCCGUAUUACAAUAAUUUGUAUAUUGCGACUGGAUUCUCCGGUUUGGGUUUACAGCAGUCACCUGCUGUUGGAAGAGCAAUUUCUGAAAUAAUAAUUGACGGACAAUUUCGAACUAUAGACUUAACCAGAAUAGGUUUUGACCGACUUAUCGUAGAUAGACCAAUGUAUGAAUACUCAUUUAUGUAAUAUGAACCUGCAUGCAACGAUGAUGUGACUAAAAAUAUAUUGCAUUUGUUCUGAUGCUGAUAUACCACAAGUUAUUCAUUAUUGUAGAAGUACACGGUACAAGAUACUAUUUUUGUGUAGCUUAUUUUUAUUAAAAACUACAUAAUUCUA